Messenger RNA from Microthlaspi erraticum, 918 nucleotides. The record is from the annotation of a GenBank genome assembly. Lineage: Eukaryota; Viridiplantae; Streptophyta; Magnoliopsida; Brassicales; Brassicaceae.
AUGGAGAAGGUUGUGCGUGUUUCUCCGGCGGUGGAAAGCGACGGCGGAGAAGGAAUCGGAAAAUGGAGAAUCGAAUCUACAGAGAAGGAGAAGAAAAUUCAUGGCGAUGAGAUUUACGACGCUGUUGUUGUUUGUAAUGGACAUUACAUCGAACCUCGUCUCGCUGAAAUUCCUGUUGUUGGCCAGGGAAGGAGAUGCAUAGCCAUAACUAUCGUCUUCCUUCACCAUUCAAAGAUUAGCUCUGCGAGUGUUGUUGAUAUAAGCAGAGACAUUUCCGGGUUUGCCAAAGAGGUUCAUGUGGCUUCUUGGUCAAAUUCAGCUGAUACUUUUACCAAGCAGAACGGUUACACUAACAUAUGGAUGCAUUCGAUGAUUGAGCGUGUCCAUGAGGAUGGUUCUGUGGUUUUUCAGAACGGGGAAACGGUUUUGGGUGAUGUUAUUAUGCAUUGCACUGGUUAUAAGUAUCAUUUUCCGUUUCUUGACACCAAUGGAGAAGUUACUGUUGAUGAUAACUGUGUUGGACCAUUGUACAAACAUAUUUUUCCUCCAGCGUUAGCACCGUGGCUCUCCUUCGCAGGGAUACCAUAUAAGGUUUUACCAUUCCCUAUGUUUGAGCUGCAAAGCAAGUGGAUAGCGGGUGUUUUGUCGGGUCGGAUCAAGCUUCCUUCGAAGGAGGAUAUGAUGGUGGAAACCAAAACCAUGAAGGACACAUUUGAAGCCUUGGGGAUUCCUAAGCGAUUUACGCACUGUUUGGGGAUUGACCAAUUUGAGUACUAUGAUUGGUUGGGUUCACAAAUAGGGUGCUUAGGAACAGAGGAGUGGAGGAAAGAGAUGAGUUUGCCUAUUUUCAUGAGGAAGAUGAAACAUCCCAAAAUAACGGUUGUUGACUUUGGUGGGACAUCACUGUAUAUAGAGUAA